Messenger RNA from Thyridium curvatum, 426 nucleotides. RefSeq lists its product as uncharacterized. The record is from RefSeq and is a predicted model, not a curated record. The transcript has a single exon. Lineage: Eukaryota; Fungi; Ascomycota; Sordariomycetes; Thyridiales; Thyridiaceae. Bases 1 to 426 code for a protein of 141 amino acids.
AUGUUGGCCUUACACGCAAACCAUAUCCCGCGGUCCCUUGAGUUCGUCGACUGCAAAUUUGACAAUCUUUCACAACCGCCACCACCCAACCCGUUCAUGUUCCAGUACCUAAGCAUGCGCAACCUCAAGGCCGAGACGGACUCCAAGGAGGAAACGAAGACGGCUGUCGAGAUCCCCACGCCCAAGACCGUGGCCGAGGCUCUCGAGCUGGCCCGGGACACCCCAGAGGGCGCUGCCGACACCAAGGUCCGUGAGAUGCUCGACGCCGAGAUGGCACGGAUAUGGGCCAGCAUCGAGGCCGAGCCCAAGACCUACGUUAUGACCAGAGACGAGUUCGCUGUCUUCAACUACUACGGAUCCAAGUACGUUGGCAACGAGCUCGCCGCCGAAGCAAGAGGAAGAUACUGGAGCUACGGCACACCCUAA